AUGGGCGCGGCGGCGUGGUGGCGGCGCGCCCCGGGGCAGCGGUUCAACCCAGCCGGCGUGGCCGCCGUGGCGGUCGUCGCGGCGUCCAAGCCGCCCCUGGCGCUGCCGCACGUGUCGGUGCAAGACAUCAGGUGGCUCGACUGGGCUGAGCUCCGCCGCGCCGGGUUCCGCGGCGUCGUUUUCGACAAGGACAACACGCUAACGGCCCCCUACGCGCCCGCGCUCUGGCCGCCGCUCGCUGCAGCGUUCAACCAGUGCGCUCGCCAUCUACAGCAACUCCGCAGGUCUGCCUGGUUUGACUACUCCUACCAAUCGAAUUGUGGUGAUUUUUUUUUUGCCAGGUUCUGGGUGUUAAUCGAAUUGAUUUGUCUGUGGGUGUGGAAGGGUUGA
Messenger RNA from Miscanthus lutarioriparius, 390 nucleotides. The record is from the annotation of a GenBank genome assembly. NCBI's taxonomy places the organism in Eukaryota, Viridiplantae, Streptophyta, Magnoliopsida, Poales, Poaceae.